This is a messenger RNA of Cajanus cajan (pigeon pea), 2278 nucleotides long. Its product is annotated as BTB/POZ domain-containing protein At5g03250. Lineage: Eukaryota; Viridiplantae; Streptophyta; Magnoliopsida; Fabales; Fabaceae. The record is from RefSeq and is a predicted model, not a curated record. Gene Ontology annotation, molecular function: protein binding.
CCAUUUCCCACCUUUAGACCCGGAAUAAUAUCUACGUGUGCCUUUUUUAGAUUCACAGAACCGAAAAGAUUGCAUCCCAGUGAGAGAAAAAUGUGGAAAAAAUCUCGAGACCCAAAACAGAAACAAACAAAAAAUGAAUACCAAUCCUUGUAGUUGCUUUUAAUUUUCUUUGCCACUUUGAAAGAACAUUUUUACGUGCCACACAUGGCGUGCAUGAAGCUGGGAUCCAAAUCUGAAAUGUUUAACCACUAUGGCCAAAGCUGGCUGUGUUCAUAUGGACUUCCAUGCGAUGUCAUUAUUGAAAUUGGUGACAUAUCCUUCUAUCUCCACAAGUUUCCACUGAUAUCAAGAAGCAAAGUGCUAGUAGAUUUGAUGAAAGAAUUAUCAAGUGAUAAUGAGAAGUCUGUUUUGGAACUUCAUGACCUACCGGGAGGAGCCAAGGCCUUUUUGCUUGUUGCUAAGUUCUGCUAUGGAGUUAAAAUAGAGUUGACUGCAAUGAAUGUGGUUGGUCUCAGAUGUGCAGCUGAGUAUUUGGAAAUGAGUGAGAACUAUGGAGAGGGAAACCUGAUCAUGCAAACAGAAAAUUUCCUUAACCACGUGUUUGGUUACUGGGCAGACACUCUUAAGGCUCUUAAAACAUGUGAAGAGGUUUUGCCUUAUGCUGAAGAGCUUCACAUCACUUCACGAUGCAUACACUCUUUGGUGUUGAAAGUUGCAGAUCAAAGUUGUGUUAAUUUGCCUGUCUCAAGUCAAAGUGUUGCUCUGAGUUCAGAGGAUGCAGAAGUGUGGAAUGGAAUAAGCCUAACACCAAAGACAUCAGGUGAAGAUUCGUGGUUUGAGGAUGUCUCUUCUCUUAGUUUACCAUUGUAUAAAAGGUUCAUGCAGGGUGCUAGUGCAAGACACAUGAAACCUAAGAGAAUUGCUGGAUCCCUUGUUCACUAUGCAAAAAAGCACAUCCCCUUGCUGGGAAGUCAACCAAGUUCACAGAAUGGAAACUCUUCUGCUUUUAAGUCAUCUCUUUCUACCCCUUCAGAAGCAGAUCAAAGGAAUCUGAUUGAGGAAAUAGUGGAGUUGAUGCCAAAUGAAAAGGGCACAGCACCAACUAAGUUUUUGUUGGCGUGUCUGCGGACAGCAAUGGCCUUGUAUGCUAGUUCAUCUUGCUGUGCAAGCUUGGAGAAAAGAAUUGGUGCUCAGUUAGAUGAAGCAGAUGUAGAAGAUCUUUUGAUUCCAAAUAUUGGAUACUCAAUGGAGACUCUUCAUGAUAUUGACUGUGUCCAGAGAAUGCUUGAUCACUUCAUGAUUGUAGAGCAUGAUGUUGCUGAUAGUGCAUCUAAUGAUAUAGAUGAAGAAAGGCGCAUAGUUGGAGGCUCUCAACCUCACAGUCCGAUGGCUAAAGUGGCUAACCUGAUAGAUUGUUAUUUAGCUGAAGUGGCGCCUGAUGUAAAUGUGAAGUUAUCGAACUUUCAUUCACUUGCUGCUGUAAUUCCUGAUCAUGCCAGGACCCUAGAUGAUGGCAUAUACCGUGCCAUUGAUAUAUAUAUCAAGAAUCAUUCCUGGUUGACAGAUUCUGAGAAGGAACAAAUCUGCAGACUGGUGAAUUGCCAGAAGCUGUCACUGGAAGCCAGCACACAUGCAGCUCAAAAUGAGAGGUUACCUCUCCGUGUUGUAGUCCAAGUGUUGUUCUUUGAACAACUGAAGCUGCGCACAUCUGUUGCUGGGUGGUUCUUUUCUUCUGACAAUGUUGAGAACUCACAAAACCUGAAUGCAAAUCUUGCUCUGGUGAGAAAUGAUGGCAACACACCACCACCUAACCCCGUUUUAGCUUUUGACAACAUGAAAGGGAGGGUGGCUGAACUCGAGAAGGAGUGCUUGAGCAUGAAGCAAGACUUGGAAAAGAUGAUGAAGUCAAAGUUAAGUUGGAACAUGAUCUUUAAGAAAUUGGGUUGCAAGUUUGUGCCUAAGCCCUCUAAUGCCACCAAGGUCUCCAAGCCAUGCGGGAAGGCCAGAAUAUCACCAGCAUCCACUGCACAGGUGGAAGAAAAGGCCAUGGAAGUUAAGUGAAAGAGUUGAGGCUGAAAAAGACUAAGCAAUGUUUUUCUUUUUCUUCUUAAAGUUUUAAGAUCUCCUAGUUGCUCUUUAAGUAAUAAUGUAACUAAUAACGAACAGUUGCUUGCUUUAUGUUACUUAGGCAUUAGAAUUUUGGAACAGUUUCUCUUUUGGCAAGGCCAUUUUGGUCAGCAUAAAUGGCUAUUGCUAUAUACAUAUAUCCUCUUCUAUA